Molecule: messenger RNA, 312 nt
Organism: Rangifer tarandus platyrhynchus (Svalbard reindeer)
Lineage: Eukaryota; Metazoa; Chordata; Mammalia; Artiodactyla; Cervidae
Source: the annotation of a GenBank genome assembly
AUGUUAAGGGACGGGAUUGAGGCUAAGCCCUUGGACGUCUUCCUUUCGUCCAGGCCCCUCAGCUGCUCCAGGCAUCGCUUUCCUUCCGGCCCGGCCGAGCCUCUGGGCUGCGGCAUUUCAGUUCCUGCCUCACCCACUCGGCUACCCUCCUCACUCGGUGGUCCAGUGCCCCCCGCGCCCCGCGUGUGGCGAGUCAGCCGGGUGGCCUGCUCUGCAGCCUCGCCCCGCCUGGCAUGCUGGCCUGGGCCUGUGCUGCCCGGCUGCACCCAGCGUGCCGCAGAGCUGGGCCUGCAGGCCAGACCUCUGUCCUGA